CAUAAAGUAUUUGCUCUCUGAUUCCACAUAAAGAACUUCAGCUUUCUCAGGAAACCUAGAGCUCUUUGGAAGCCAAGCAUUCCACAAUGAAGAGCUUUCUGGCUUUCCUUGUUGCAGUGGGCACCAUGGUGACCCUGGCUGAUGCAUACUGCUAUGUGGUGCUUCAGGGUCCAGGGAGGCCCUACAGAGGCUGUGUGAGGAAUGGAAAACUGUAUCCCUUUGGACACAUUGAGAGGACAGAAGAUUGCUACAAAUGCUAUUGCUGGCAAGGUGCAAUGCAAUGCUGCCCCCUCAUUCAUAUUAUCAUCUCUUAUGACAAAGAGAAUUGUAAAGUUCUUUUCAACAAGAAGCGCUGUCGCAAUGAUGUGGUGCUGAAGGAUGACCCCACACAGCGAUGCUCCUCUCCCCAUUCUUCUGUGGGCUAA
Melospiza georgiana is the source of this 425-nucleotide messenger RNA. Its product is annotated as beta-microseminoprotein-like. The coding region runs from base 87 to 425 and encodes 112 amino acids. The transcript is spliced from 4 exons. The record is from RefSeq and is a predicted model, not a curated record. Lineage: Eukaryota; Metazoa; Chordata; Aves; Passeriformes; Passerellidae.